GAGAGGGACGGUUGCCUUUUCCCAGUGAGGGGCCUCUUCUCGGAUAGUCGGCUGGAGGAGGUUGAUGCACUCCUCUCGAAGCUGGUGGAGCUGCGACCACAGGCAGCCAGCGGCGACGACCGGAACUUGGCACCGGAGGACUUGCUCAACUUACACUUGACCUGUCGCGAAGUGCUGGACCUGUGCAGGGAGCCUUCGUGUCUGCGGGCGGCCUCCGAUCUUCUGGGGACCUCUGACAUCAGCAUCUUCACUUCUCGGAUUCUGUGCAAAGAGCCUGGGACCGGGAAGGAAAUCGUCUGGCACCAGGACUCCAACUACUGGCCGCUCACGCGGCCCUGCAACAAAAAGCCUCGAUCUGAGCUUGGCUCAGGGGAUGUGGAUCCCUUGGUGGCGUCUCUUUGGCUAGCCGUGGACGAUGUCACUGCCGAGAAUGGGGCCAUGGAAGUUCUGCCCUUCACCGCGCAGCCCGAAAGCUGCGGUAAAAAUGUGCCCAGAGAGUUUAUCAAGGAUGCCGGAGGAAGCACCACUGGCUUCGACAACUUCAACUUAUCCUUGGACGAGGGUCGCCUCAACGCCCAUCGGAAGCGAACAGUGGCGAUUCGCCGGGGUGAGGCAGAGUUUCACUCAGCCUUCACCAUCCACCGCUCGGAUCCCAACCACAGUAGCCGACGUCGCUUGGCCUGGAUUGUGCGCUACUGCCCAACAGGCACGCGCGUGGUGAGUGGGGUCCGGGGCUCUUUUGAUGAGAGCUACCAGCUGGUCCCUGUGAUGGGGCGGGGUACGGGUGCGGAGACGGAUCCAGGCAAGCUGCGCAAGCUGCCGUGA
Molecule: messenger RNA, 825 nt
Organism: Symbiodinium pilosum
Lineage: Eukaryota; Dinophyceae; Suessiales; Symbiodiniaceae
Source: the annotation of a GenBank genome assembly